This is a messenger RNA of Manis javanica (Malayan pangolin), 10927 nucleotides long. It is a transcript of the gene MTR, whose product is annotated as 5-methyltetrahydrofolate-homocysteine methyltransferase. Gene Ontology annotation, cellular component: cytosol. Lineage: Eukaryota; Metazoa; Chordata; Mammalia; Pholidota; Manidae. The record is from RefSeq and is a predicted model, not a curated record. Gene Ontology annotation, molecular function: cobalamin binding; zinc ion binding; methionine synthase activity. Gene Ontology annotation, biological process: homocysteine metabolic process; tetrahydrofolate metabolic process.
AUGAAGAAAACCCUUCAGGAUGAGAUCGAAGCCAUUCUGCGGGAGAGGAUUAUGGUGCUGGAUGGAGGGAUGGGGACUAUGAUCCAGCGGCAUAAGCUAACUGAAGAAGACUUCCGAGGUCAAGAAUUUAAAGGUCAUGCCAGGCCCCUAAAAGGCAACAAUGACAUCUUAAGUAUAACUCAACCUGAUAUCAUUUACCAAAUCCAUAAGGAUUACUUGCUGGCUGGGGCAGAUAUCAUUGAAACAAAUACUUUCAGCAGCACUAAUAUUGCCCAAGCUGACUAUGGCCUCGAACACUUGGCCUACCGGAUGAACAAGUGCUCUGCAGCGGCAGCCAGAAGAGCUGCUGAGGAAGUCACCUUCCAAACAGGAAUUAAGAGGUUUGUGGCAGGAGCUCUUGGUCCAACUAAUAAGACACUCUCUGUGUCCCCAUCUGUAGAGAGACCGGAUUACAGGAAUAUUACAUUUGAUGAGCUCGUUGAUGCAUACAAAGAGCAGGCCACAGGACUUCUAGAUGGUGGGGUUGAUAUCCUACUCAUUGAAACUAUUUUUGAUACUGCCAAUGCCAAGGCAGCCUUAUUUGCACUCCAAAACCUUUUUGAAGAGAAGUAUGCUCCCCAGCCUGUCUUUAUUUCAGGGACAAUUAUUGAUAAAAGUGGGCGGACUCUUUCUGGACAGACAGGAGAGGCGUUUGUCAUCAGUGUAUCUCAUGCAGACCCGCUCUGCAUUGGAUUAAAUUGUGCUCUGGGUGCAGCUGAAAUGAGACCUUUUAUUGAAACAAUUGGAAAAUACACAACAGCCUAUGUCCUCUGUUACCCCAAUGCAGGUCUGCCGAAUACCUUUGGGGACUAUGAUGAAACUCCACACAUGAUGGCCACACACCUAAAGGACUUUGCUAUGGAUGGCUUGGUCAAUAUAGUUGGUGGAUGCUGUGGUACAACCCCAGAUCACAUCAGGGAAAUUGCUGAAGCUGUGAAAAACUGUAAGCCUCGAGUUCCACCUGCUACUGUUUUUGAAGGACAUAUGUUAUUGUCUGGUCUAGAGCCCUUCAGGAUUGGACCAUAUACCAACUUCGUUAACAUUGGAGAACGCUGUAACGUUGCAGGAUCCAAGAAAUUUGCUAAACUCAUCAUGGCAGGAAACUAUGAGGAAGCACUGAGUGUUGCCAAGACACAGGUGGAAAUGGGAGCCCAGGUGUUGGAUAUCAACAUGGAUGAUGGCAUGCUGGAUGGUUCAAGUGCAAUGACCAGAUUUUGCAACUUCAUUGCUUCUGAGCCUGACAUUGCCAAGGUGCCCUUAUGCAUUGACUCUUCCAACUUUGCUGUGAUUGAAGCCGGGUUGAAGUGCUGCCAAGGGAAGUGCAUCGUCAAUAGCAUUAGCCUGAAGGAGGGAGAGGAUGACUUCCUGGAGAAGACCCGGAAGAUUAAGAAGUUUGGAGCUGCUGUGGUGGUCAUGGCUUUUGAUGAAGAAGGACAGGCGACAGAAACAGACGACAAAAUCAGAGUGUGCUUUCGGGCCUACCACCUACUUGUGAAAAAACUGGGCUUUAACCAAAAUGAUAUCAUCUUUGACCCUAAUAUCCUCACCAUUGGUACUGGGAUGGAGGAGCACAACUUAUAUGCUGUUAAUUUUAUCCAUGCAACAAAAAUCAUUAAAGAAACGUUACCUGGAGCCAAAGUAAGUGGAGGUCUUUCCAACUUGUCCUUCUCUUUCCGAGGAAUGGAUGCCAUUCGAGAAGCCAUGCAUGGGGUUUUCCUUUACCAUGCCAUCAAGUUUGGUAUGGACAUGGGGAUAGUGAAUGCUGGUAACCUCCCUGUAUAUGAUGACAUCCAUAAGGAACUUCUCCAGCUCUGUGAAGAUCUCAUCUGGAAUAAAGACCCUGAGGCCACUGAGAAGCUCUUACACUAUGCCCAGACACAUGGCAAAGGAGGGAAGAAAGUCAUCCAGACAGAUGAAUGGAGAAAUGGCUCCAUUGAGGAACGCCUUGAAUAUGCCCUUGUGAAGGGCAUUGAAAAAUACAUUAUUGAGGAUACUGAGGAAGCCAGGUUAAACCUGGAAAAAUAUCCCCGACCUCUGAAUAUAAUUGAAGGGCCCUUGAUGAAUGGCAUGAAAGUUGUUGGUGAUCUUUUCGGAGCUGGAAAAAUGUUUCUACCUCAGGUUAUAAAGUCAGCUCGGGUCAUGAAGAAGGCUGUUGGCCACCUGAUCCCUUUCAUGGAAAAAGAAAGAGAAGAAACUAAAGGGCUCCCUGGCACAGUAGAGGAAGAGGACCCUUACCAAGGCACCAUUGUGCUGGCUACUGUUAAAGGCGACGUGCACGACAUUGGCAAGAAUAUAGUAGGAGUAGUCCUUGGCUGCAAUAAUUUCAGAGUUAUUGACCUGGGAGUCAUGACUCCCUGCGAUGAGAUUCUGAAAGCUGCUCUUGACCACAAAGCAGAUAUAAUAGGCUUGUCAGGACUCAUCACUCCUUCCCUGGAUGAGAUGAUUUUUGUUGCCAAGGAAAUGGAGAGAUUAGCUAUCAAGAUUCCAUUGUUGAUUGGAGGAGCAACCACUUCGAGAACCCACACAGCAGUUAAAAUAGCUCCGAGAUAUAGUGCGCCUGUAAUCCACGUCCUGGACGCGUCCAAGAGUGUGGUGGUGUGUUCUCAACUACUAGAUGAGAAUCUAAAGGAUGACUACUUUGAGGAGAUAGUGGAAGAAUACGAAGGUAUUAGACAGGACCAUUAUGAGUCUCUCAAGGAGAGAAGAUACUUGACCUUAAGUCAAGCUAGAAAAAAUGGUUUCCAUAUUGACUGGCUGUCGGAGCCUCAUCCAGUGAAGCCCACCUUUCUUGGAACUCGGAUCUUUGAAGACUAUGACCUGCAGAAGCUGGUGGACUACAUUGACUGGAAGCCUUUCUUUGAUGUCUGGCAGCUCCGGGGGAAGUAUCCUAAUCGAGGCUUUCCCAAGAUAUUUAAUGAUAAAACCGUAGGUGAAGAGGCCAAACGAGUUUAUGAUGAUGCCCAAAAUAUGCUGAAAGCACUGAUUAGUCAGAAGAAACUCCAAGCCCGGGGCGUGGUUGGAUUCUGGCCGGCGCAGAGCGUCCAGGACGAUGUGCACGUGUACGCGGAUGGAGCUGCGCCCCAUGCCGCCAAGCCCAUAGCCACCUUCUAUGGACUAAGGCAACAGGCUGAGAAGGACUCUGCCUGCACAGAUCCCCACCACUGCCUGUCGGACUUCAUCGCCCCUCUGCAUUCGGGCAUCCGCGACUACCUGGGCCUGUUUGCUGUCGCCUGCUUUGGAGUGGAGGACCUGAGCAGGGCCUACGUGGAGGAGUGUGACGACUACAGCAGCAUCAUGGUCAAGGCGCUGGGGGACCGGCUGGCGGAGGCCUUUGCAGAGGAGCUCCAUGAGAGGGUCCGCAGAGAGCUGUGGGCUUACUGCAGCAGCGAGCAGCUGGACGUGGCAGACCUGCGAAGGCUUCGCUACAGGGGCAUCCGCCCAGCGCCUGGCUACCCCAGCCAGCCUGACCACACUGAGAAGCUCACCAUGUGGAGGCUCGCAGACAUCGAGCGGGGCACAGGCAUUAGGCUAACGGAAUCAUUAGCAAUGGCACCUGCUUCAGCCGUCUCCGGCCUUUACUUCUCCAAUUUGAAAUCCAAAUACUUUGCUGUUGGGAAAAUUUCCAAGGAUCAGAUUCAGGAUUAUGCUUUGAGGAAGAACAUGACUGUGGCUGAGGUUGAGAAAUGGCUCGGGCCCAUUUUGGGAUACGACACAGACUAACUUCUUUUUUUCCUCUUCUAUACUUGAUGAUUCUCAAGGAAAUAUACCCUGGAGUGCCUUAAAAAUAAUAGCAAGAAGCAAGUGUGUCUGCAUGAGGCCGACAUUGGCCCUGUUUCAGGUUUUUGGAGCCUUUGGUGGAACCUUGUAGAGGAGCAGGGACUUCUGCGGUUUCCAGAAAGCAAGCAGCUCUUUCCCAGGGACCCUGAGUGAAGGACAGGCAGGAAAACUCAGCUGGUGUUCCUGGUCCCUUGGGGAUGGGCCAAGCUAGACAUGGAGGUCUUUUGCAUUUCAAAGUAAGUCAGCUUGCUCUUUUCAUUUUUUGCCUUGGCUCUAGGAAGCCAUUUAAUUUGUUUUUUCCCUCUCUCUCUCUCUCUCUCUUUGAAAAAAGCCUGACACUCAGUUGAACAGAGAAAUGUAUAGAGAAAUGUGACCCUGUGGCAAAAUGGCCCUGUGAGAAAUGGGGCAUUUUAAUCUAAAAGGUUACAACUGUAGAUUCUGUCAGGGAAGAAGAUAUGACUCUGCAUUCUCUCUGGAAGACCUCUUUUUCCAAGGGCUCGAGUAAAUGGUUGCAGAAUCCCUUUGGCAAAAGGCAUGUUCUCACUGUGGGCUUGUCAGAAAUACUCAGCUGUGUGCCCCAGUAUGGCCAAGUACAGUACCGUUCCUCAAGCAUUCUUGUUCUCUCAUCAUUUCCUAGUCCCUUGCCCUGGGGGAAAGAAAAGGAGGUGGAGAGAGAGAGUGGUUGUUACGGGUGGUGAACAUAUAUUAGUCAUUUUCUAGGAUCGAGUGGGUGCUUGGCUAAGCUGUGGUGCUCCGUGCACAGUUGAACAGGUGAAGAGCAUCGUGAUUCCACUCCAUUCUUCCUUUAUGGCGCAUGAGGUUUAGGAGUAGCACCUUGACUUGUUUCCAGUUAUGUCAGGGAAAAUGGCUGAGUGUGUGGGCUUUGAAGUCAGACAUACACGGAUUCAAAUUUCAGCUUUUCUAGUUACUUGCUGUAUGACACAGGCAAAUUGCAUAGGCUCUCCAACACUGUCUUGUCAUCUAUAAAACAGGGACAGUGAUACUAGUUCCUGUCUUGUGGGCUUGUGUGUAUUGGACGAGAUGACGCACAUAAGCAGGUGACACGAGACCUGGCAUACAGCAAGUGCUUCAUGAGUGGUAGCCUCUGGCGAGCUCUGUUCCUGGUGCCUCGAGCCUCGAGCUCAGCACCUGGUAGGAAGGGAAUCGAGAUUAAUGGAGGUGAAAAGAUAGUGGGAGGAUGCACAUGGUACUGACUGGGUUGAGUACACCGGGUGCCCUUUCCGGGAUUGUAACCCCAUUUACCACUAUGACUGGGAAGGAGAAGCUGCCCUCUCUGUCCUGGCAUCAGUUGUCCUCAUUUUCUCCUCCCCUCUGGUGACAUAAGCUGGCCUUCCCCCCAGAGCAGUUCUCUCAAAUGUGCAUUCAGGACCAUUGUUGAUGAAGGGGAAAAUACCUCGGGAACUGGUGAUGCUGCACAUCUGCAGUUCAUGUAUGUGUCCUGCAGAGGAACAUACCUUCUUCACAGGCAUCACCUGCCCUUAAAGUGAAGAGAACUCUGUGGUCUCCUUAGGUAUGUUUGAUUUGUGCCAGAUGAGGAUGGGCCUGUUUCCUGAGACUUAGUUGGAGGACUUAUUUUCUGUCCCAUAGUAGUAUGUUAUUCUAGGCAUUGGUCCAUUCUGAUGUGAGAAAAAAUAAUCUCCCCCAAACAUUUUACUGUAUGUUAUCUGGAUUACAGUUGCCAAGAGUCUCCUGAUCUCAUUAAAUACUACCAUCUCAUAGCUGUGAUGGAUGUGAUGGAAUGGCUUCCUUCCAUGCAAUGUUGAGCUAAUCCCCUGAUGGAUGCCUUUUUAUCUAAAGACGAAAACAGUUUGUGCAGUUCAGGUGCCUGUGUGUUUAUUAAAGAAUAUAAAAUAGACCUGGAAAACCCCUUCCUUGGUUUAUGUCAGGUGACUUUACAGGCAGGCAGGUAGGUAACCCUUCUGAAUGUGGGACUUUUCUAUGUUGAUGCCUGUCCAUCCAGAGACUGUCUUAUCAUCACCACCUGUGAUUCUCACAUGAACUCACUCUUAUCAUUUCCUUUCAAGAACCCAUGUUCAUGUUUCCCUCUGAAGAAGCGCUUGUUGGGAAUCUUCCCCAGUCUGCUGCUUGCCUUGCUUACUGUCCUGAGAGGCUUCUUUGUGGCUGAUGCGGGCUUUAUAUAGCCUGUUUCUCCUGAGAGAUGUUCUGCCAUCGUCCUUCCUCCGCUCAUGACCGAGCUAACGUAGAAUAGUCUGCCUGCUGUUUCUCUCAAGCUUGCCCUCAACUGAUAUUUGAGUGUCUCCUGUGUGCCAACCACCUUCUCCCUCUCUCUCAUUAACUCAAUGAAGAGGGUUUUUUUUUAUCCAUCUCUUAUGUCAUUAAUGACCUCUGAAUUGUUAGAUCCAGUGGCCUUUCCAGUGAUUUUUUUCCCUGUGGGUUUGGACAAUACUGACCACUUCUUCAAAACUCUCCUUUCUCUAGUUCCCCCUUGACAUCACUCUUCUGGCCAACCUUCUGUGUUUCUGGUCAUUUCUUAGCCGUUUUCAUAGUUGUCUCUUCCUCUGCCAUUGACUUCUGGUGUCCUCAAGGGCCUGUCCCUAGUUCCUUUCUCAGUCUGUGCAGUCUCAUCCAAUCAUCAUCUCCCUCCCCACUCCUCUGUCCUGAAGAGUAUAGCAUACAACCAACAGCCUCUUCCAGGAGGACCUGAAGACGUCUCACACCCAGUGUGUCCCGAACCAGCCUCAUCUUAGUCUUUAAAUGCUUGAUAUAUUCAGUAAUGAAGAAGGAUGCCACCACGCCAGCCACAAACCACAAACUCAUCUCAUACCAUCUUUUCCCUGGACUUUUGCAGUUAUCUAAAAAAUUUGCACAUAAAAGAUAUAUUGUCCUUCUUUAGUUGUGGUAGUAGAGAAGUUAGGGAAGGUAGUGCUUGGAUUAAGGCCUGAUUUGGGACUUGAAGGAUAAAGAUGAAGGAGCAAGGUAUGAACAAAUGAAGAACUAUCUUUGUUUAUAAAUAAAAAUAUAAAAGGUUGUAAGGGUACCAAAUCUCCCCAAGUUGAUCUAUAGAUUCAGUGCCGUUCCCCACAGAAAUUUCAACAGAGGUUUUGUCAAAAAGGGCAAGCAGAUUUCAAGUUUAUGUGAAUUAGGAAAAAACGAAGAAUGGCAGAACACUUCCAAAUAUGAAGAGGUUGAGAGGACUUACCAAAUAGUAUGUAGAGAUUACAUGUGGUGCAGAGGUAAGCAUUCUGAGCAGUGCAUGAAAUAAGGAUCCUGGAAAAUACAUGAUGCAUAUGUUGCCCUUUGAGAUACAACAGAGGUGGCUUGGCAGAUCAGUGAGGACAGGAGAAUAACUCCAUAAGUAGUGCCAGUCAGUGUGAUGAUCCGUGUGGCAAAAAUGGAAUUUGAUUUCUGCUUUCCACCUUACCUAAAAAUUACAAAUACAAUAAGGGCUUAAAAAUAAAAAGCAAAUACUAAAAUGGAAAAAAAAAAAAAAAGAAACAGGGCAGGAAAGAAUCUCUUGAGGCAUAAAGCACUAAUCAUAAAAGGCAAUCAAAUCAACUGUUUUAAAGCGAGGACUUAUGUUAAGCUAAUAAAUAAUAUAAAGAGAAGAUAAGUCAUGACUUGAGACAUAUGCAGUUACCUAACAAAGGAUUAGUAAGCUGAAUAUAUAGUGAAUUCUUACUUAAAAACACCCCAAAAACUCAAUAGACAAAUAGAGAAUACUUGAAAAGACAUUUCACAGAAGAGAAAAUACAUAGGGCUUAUAAGUGAGUAAAAGGGUGUUCCACAGCAUUGGAGAUCAGGGAAAUAUGAAUUAAGACCACACUGAGAUUCCCUUUUACAUCCAUAAGAUUUGCAAAAAAAUGCAGAGUCUAACAGGACUGGAUGCUAAAGAAGGUCUGUGAGAUUGGUGUGCAGGUGUGUAAACAGGCACCUCUGCUUUAGAAAACAGUUAUACCUCAAAAAGCUGAACAUCUGCAUACUUUGGGAUCUAGCUUAUGACUCAGGCUCACAGUCAUGUACCCAACAAACUGUGUACAUGUGCACCAGGAGGUAUGGACAAAAAUAUUCAUAGUAACAUCAUCAUAAUAGUUAAUAACUAGAAAAACUGAAAUGUCCAUUUGUCUACAGGAGAUAGACAAAUAAAUCAGGCAUAUUCACACUAAGGGAUGUUAUUCAGUUGUGAAAACAGUUGAACUACAGCUAUACCUGACAAUAAAAAUGAAUCUCAGAAAGUAUUAAGAAAAAAAUACAAGUUCCAGGAGACCAUAUGUGGUGUGAUACUAUUUUAUUGAGCUCAAAAACAAGUGAAACCAAAGAACAUAUUGUCUAUGCAUACAAAAAUGGUAAAACUGUAUUGUUAAAAAAGAAAAGAGGUAAAAACAGUAAACCCAAAUUUAGCAUAGUAUUACCUCUGAGGGGAAACAGAGCAGGUAACACAGAGGUGAACUCAGGUGUUAGUGAUAUUGUAGUCCUUGGGCUGGAUGGUAGGUUUAUGGGUGUUUAUUAUGCUUUGUAACUAAUAUGUAAUAUGUAGAGUUGUUGUAUGUAUUGAAUAUGUGGUACUUAAUAUAUACAUGAAAUAUAAAAAGAAUAAGGCAGAAUAGUAAGCUGAAGUCUAGGAUAGUGACUUUGUAAAAAAUGGUUUAUGGGUUAAAUGUAUGUUUUAAAGAAAGGAGGGAUGUUUUGGCUGGAGUGAGCCACAGCUCAGAGGCAGGGCCAGGGUGGCACGUUGGUGUCGGGCCAGCCAGCAGUGAGGUAGAGCCCGCACGUGGCCCAAGCCGCUUGGGGCUGAGUGGUGACUGCACCAUUUGGUGAGACAGAGGAUACAGGAGGGCAGAAGGGUGAGGUCUGGGCAAUCUGACCUGCCUGAACAUGGGCAGUUGGGCAUGUGACUGGAUUUGGGAAGCCUGUCUGGCAUUAGAACUAGGGUACUUCAACAUGGAGAUGGACAUAGGGCUGCAGCUGGGGCAGGGUCACCUGGGAAGAAUGCGAAGGGAGGGGAGUCCAAGGUGGGGCCGGGUUGUAGGAACAGGGAAGGGGUGGUGCAGGUGCAGCUGCAGUAAAGGACUCCAGGAGAGUAGCCUGCAGGGAGGGCUUCCAGCCUGGUCCUCCAGCUGGGCAGGGGCCUCCUCCCAGUCUUCCCCAUGGAGCAGUUUUGAGGUGUUAGGGCCCUGGGCAGAUGGUGGGUGGAAGAGUGAAAGGGAGGUGAGGAAGACUGGAGGAACAUUGGAGGGUAAGGUAGAAUGAAGAGAUUAUCUUUCAACCUAACUUCCAGAGACUGGACUUCCAACUAUCAAUCACCAAUAUUUUAAACCUGGGAGUUGUCGUUAACCCCUCCCUUCUUCUCAAACUUCACAUGCAAUUGGUUCUCACACCCUGAGCAUCACCCAUGAAAUAGUUCCAGUCCUUCUCUCCUGCCCGUGCCCUGAUUUAUGCUCUGCUUCUCUCCUGGACUCUGCAGCCCAGUGUGCUGGCUUGGCUUCGGCCUGCAGCAGAGGAGUGAGCCCUCUGCCUGUGUGCUGCUUCAGGCCUGCCUCUCAGCAAGCAGCCCCAUUACCAGGCACAUCCAACUCCUUAGAAAAGGCCCAGCUGGUCGAACUGACCCUGCCUCUAUGCCCCAGAGGCCCUACAUGCUGCCUUGCCCUGCAAGCACUGAGACGGUGCCUGCUUACACUGUGGCCUCCCCUGAAAUAACCCCACCCCUGGGCUUCAGGAAAGUGUCCCAACCAUCCCCUGCCCUCAGAGCUAAGCGGAACAAUCUCUCCUCUUGCCCCAAAAAGCAUUGUGCAUAUUUCACACUGCUGUUAUGGCCACAGAGCCUUCUAUUUCCCCAUUGGACUGUGAUCCUGAAGGGCAGGUUGGGGACUUUGUUCAUCUUUGCAUGUAUCGUGUCUCAGCACUUGGUCCCUGGCCGGUGCUCAGUAGUUUGAUUUAUGAGUUGGUGGGCAGAUCCUCUCGACUGACCCUGGUUUGUAGGGAGAGCAAAGGGCCAUGAAGCCAGGAAUGCCCCUCCGUGGGCCCAGAGUCCCUACAGCCCUGCCCAGGGUCUGCCGUAUGGUUCUUGUAGGUCAUCCCAUAAAGUGCUUUCGAUGGGUGGAGGGGAAACCACGGUGAUUUUAUCUUGCUCAGGAGACAGGCAUAAAAGCCCCAACACCCGUCUUUAAGAUCUCAUAUUAGAAGUGUCCCUGCUGGUGCUCUCUUUACUGCACCGUGAGGACAGCACGUUGGCAGCCCUCAAAAAAACCACCUCUCUUCAUGCUUACUUGCUAUCUCCAGGUUAUAGAACACAGAGUGUAUGAUAAUUGCACACAUGUGGGUUUUAAGGAAGUCUGUGCAGUGACAAUGUCUGGGAAGACACACAAGGAAGUCUUCAGUGGUCGCCUCUGGAGAAUGGGACUGGGGGACCAGGACUGAGGACUCACAGUCUCAGUCUUUCUCAUUCUUUCUACACUGUUUCAGGUGUUUACAACAAACGUAUCUUAUUAUACUUUUUAAAAAAGAUAAGCUUGGCAACAAAUCCAGCUUGAAAUGGAUGGUAUUUUGAACAAUCUGAGUGAAAAGUUAGGAUUUAAAGGAAUUAACCCUCAACUAGGUCCCAUUUCUCAACACUUGGAGUAUCUAAUUCCAUUUUCAUUCUACCCUUUUCAAAUGUUAUUUUCAAAGAUACCUUUUUGCCUCAUAUCUUGUUUUAUAAGUAUUGUUAUAACCUUUUGGAGACUCACAAAAUAAGCAAGACUCACAGUGUUUCCUAGGAAAAGAUCUUAGAAUAAAUGAUUUCUGAGAACUCUGAGAUUAGAUUUUCCACAAAAUGGAAGAAGAUAAAACCAAAACAGACUCAUGAAUGUUGUUACUCCAGUCUCUGCCCAGUCUCUGCCUUCCAUAAGGCAAAUAUACACAGCAACCUACAGGAUAGGAUGCUUGCAGCAACUGAGAAAGGAAUUUUGACCCUUUAUAAUCCUGUUUAUUCUCUUACCCAGAGAGAAACUCAGAAUAGAGAAAGGUCAUAUUUCACUCCAUAUUGUCAGAAAGAUUUCAAUUCUUAACUAUCUUUAAUCAUGUGAUAUUGUAUAUCCUGUUAGAGACAAAUAUUUAUUUUGUGCAUGUUUUCAAUAAAAAUAUGUGAAAUCCA